AUGGACGAGAAUGGAUCUCUCUAUGUCGUUGACUAUGGAAAACAUGAAGUGAGACGAUAUCGAAGAGGAGAAUCUCAAGGAAUAGUGGUUGCAGGUGGCAAUGGAAGUGGAAAUCGUCUCGAUCAACUCUCUUACCCACAAUACGUAUUCGUCGAUCGAGAUCAUUCAGUAUACGUGUCUGAUUGCGGAAAUCAUCGUGUGCUGGAAUGGGUGGAAGGUGCAAAACAAGACAUUGUCGUGGCUGCCGGUCAAGGACAAGGAAAUGAUCUUACACAAUUGUCAUAUCCUGAAGGAGUCGUUGUCGAUCAGUUGCGCACUGUCUUUGUAGCUGAUCGGGGAAAUCAUUGA
Molecule: messenger RNA, 348 nt
Organism: Didymodactylos carnosus
Lineage: Eukaryota; Metazoa; Rotifera; Eurotatoria; Philodinida; Philodinidae
Source: the annotation of a GenBank genome assembly